This is a messenger RNA of Carassius gibelio (silver crucian carp), 2312 nucleotides long. RefSeq names its product homocysteine-inducible, endoplasmic reticulum stress-inducible, ubiquitin-like domain member 1 (gene herpud1). Bases 211 to 1434 code for a protein of 407 amino acids. Gene Ontology annotation, biological process: endoplasmic reticulum calcium ion homeostasis; ubiquitin-dependent protein catabolic process; negative regulation of endoplasmic reticulum stress-induced intrinsic apoptotic signaling pathway. NCBI's taxonomy places the organism in Eukaryota, Metazoa, Chordata, Actinopteri, Cypriniformes, Cyprinidae. The record is from RefSeq and is a predicted model, not a curated record. Gene Ontology annotation, cellular component: endoplasmic reticulum membrane. The transcript has 8 exons. Gene Ontology annotation, molecular function: transmembrane transporter binding.
CGUCUCGGCCAAUCACAGGCGGCCACAGUGUGUUUGGAAACAACACACGCAACACUUCAUAUCUUAUUAGCAAAAAGAAACUUCUUGAAACAGGAAGGAACCUCACUAUCGUGUCCUAUUGCAUGAUCGAAUCGCGAAGCCUUCGACGAUUAUUGUAGAUAUUUGAUGCGUGUCUUAAUAGAUUUCUAGUUGGUUUGACUAAGAAAGAAAAUGGAAAAUUGUAAGGUCUCGGAUAAAGAGACGAUCUCGCUGGUCAUUAAAACGCCUAAUCAGUUUCACGGCGAUCAGCUGAUCGAGGGAGUUCGCGUGGACUGGACCGUGAAAGACCUCAAAUGUCACCUCUCCAAGGUUUAUCCCACCAACCCGGCUGAGAAAGAUCAAAGACUCAUUUACUCUGGCCAACUGCUUCAGGACAACCAGCUUCUGAGCGAUGUUUUCUCAAAGGUUCCUUCAGAAUCCAAGCCCACUCUUCACCUGGUGUGUGCUGUGAGACCCCAGACUGCUGCCCAACUUGGAGCGAGACCCAAGGUGACAUCAACACAGCAGCAGAGUUCCCUGUCCACCCCACUAUCUGCUAGCCAAAGCUCAGAGUCUUCAGGACCAUCUGUGACCUCUGUACCCUCCAUGGACGGCCUUAGACAGCGAGGUCAUGGUGCCUGGCCUGGCACUAGCAUGUCUACGCCUGUAACAGCAGCGAUGACCCACCCAUCCUUCCCCACAUACUCCCUCUACAGUCCACAACAGCUCCUGUGGUUGCAGCAGAUGUAUGCCCGGCAGUAUUACAUGCAGUAUCACGCUGCCAUGGCAGCCGCCGCCUCCGCUCCAGUGGCCGCCCCUGCUUCCUCACUCCCUGUUGGCCCUCAUCAAGCUGCUGUACCUGCAGCCUUACCCAAUCAAGGUCCUAUCAACGACCUGCCAGCUAAUCAGAAUGCCCCAGGUCCUGCAUUUAUCAACCCAGAGGGAGCCAAUCAGAAUCUGCGAAUGAAUGCCCAGGGCGGACCUGUGAUGGAAGAUGAGGAGGACAUGAACCGCGACUGGCUGGAUUGGGUGUACACCGCAUCCCGGUUGGGUGUCUUCCUGAGCAUCGUGUACUUCUAUUCUAGCCUGAGCCGCUUCAUCCUGGUCAUGAGCAGCCUGGUCAUUAUGUACCUACAUACAGCAGGCUGGUUUCCUUUUAGACAGAGACCCCAAGCCAGGCCUCACAAUCUGCCAGCACCAGAGAUCAUUCAGAACCAACAAAACCAAAAUGAGGACAGACAUCCAGAACCUGUGCUGCCCCCUGGUGAAGUGGAGGAUGCUGGUGUUGCUGAAGCUGCUAUGACGGCAGUGCUUGUUCCUCCAGUUAGACCACCCGUCCUAUGGAGAGCUUGGGUGUUUUUCAAAGCCUUUUUUGCUUCUCUGAUACCUGAGGCUCCACAGGGUGUUGCAAACUGAUCCAGAAAAAAUGUAAUCCGAAAUUGGACUCCAGAGUCCUUGACCAUUUAGGCUGGACAUAAUAAACAAAGGUUACUAAAAGUCCUAAAAUCAGUAGCAGUUUCCAGUCCUUUGACUAUGUGACCAAUGGUUGCACAUUCUGUAUAGAUAAACUGUUGGACAUGGAGUUGUAAAUAUUCCUGGACAUUUUUUUUUUGCACAGCACUUUAGAUAACCGCAAAAGCUGGAAUCAAUGAUAUCGGCCUCCUGUGCUGAUCCUCUUAUAUAGGCUCCUGUCAACAGGGCUUCAUUUUCUUGAAGUGCUCUACGAUGAGUGAUCUGAGGAUUAAACUCAUGGGAUUAUCUUAUUAAGGUUCUAGUAAGAUGGACAACGAAGGCCAUAUAUUGAUUUUGUUCUAAGUGCAUGAAUAGAUGGGAGGGUUCUUGGGAGAAUGCAUUUGUGGCACUUUGAAGCAAAUGGUGUUUAUGCAAGUAAUAUAUGCUUACACAUUCUUUUCUUAAUUAUGUUCCACCUGUGAAAUGAGCAAUGUAAAUAUUUAUGAAGGAGGUUUGGUAUAUGCAUUCAAGUAUUUGUGAGCAGAAUUUGCAAUUCAGUGAGCAGUGCAGAGUUUGUUGCUGACCUCUGGAUGAAAAGGCGAGUGAAUCUCAUCUUUACAAGAAGGAACUGCAAAAGAACAGAAAUUAAGAGUAAUAAAAAUGUUUGUAUCUGGUAUUUAUCAACACUGUAGCAUUACUGUCAUUUCAUGUAUAAAAUAGCUAAGCUAUUAGCAUUAUUAAGAUAAUACUCUUUGUACCUGGAAAUGAAAAAAAUAAACACAUUUUCUUUGUUUCAAUUUCACUUCACUAAAAAAGCUAAUAUAAAUAGUUGUUGAAUUCUG